Phlebotomus argentipes is the source of this 809-nucleotide messenger RNA. RefSeq names its product isopentenyl-diphosphate Delta-isomerase 1 (gene Idi). Gene Ontology annotation, biological process: isopentenyl diphosphate biosynthetic process; isoprenoid biosynthetic process. Gene Ontology annotation, cellular component: cytoplasm. Gene Ontology annotation, molecular function: isopentenyl-diphosphate delta-isomerase activity. The coding region runs from base 84 to 809 and encodes 241 amino acids. The transcript is spliced from 3 exons. Lineage: Eukaryota; Metazoa; Arthropoda; Insecta; Diptera; Psychodidae. The record is from RefSeq and is a predicted model, not a curated record.
UCGGGAACUGUCGUUCGAAGGUUAGAGAUGAGCUGUGUUUUGCUUGGAACAUCGCUCAGUGAAGAUCUGUGGCAAGUGGCGAAAUGAUCAGGCGUGCUCUCGUGAAUCUGGCCACAGCUGCCCGUGCCUACAGUGUCCAAACUGAGGCAGCCAAGGCGAGGCAUCUGCAGGAAGUGGCUUUGCGUGAGAAUUGCAUCCUGGUGGAUGUGAACGAUCGUCCUCUUGGCCUGGCCAGCAAGAAGGACUGUCAUCGCGUGAGUCCCGAGGGACGCGUAAAGCUUCAUAGAGCAUUCAGCGUGUUCCUGUUCAAUAGCAAGGGAGAGAUGCUGAUUCAGCGACGGUCUCCGCACAAAAUCACCUUCCCGGACACCUACACGAAUGCCUGCUGCUCGCACCCCCUGUUCGAUAUCGACGCGGAGCGAGAUGAGCUGAACGCCCUGGGAAUCCGGAGGGCGGCGCAGCGACGAUUGAACUACGAACUUGGCAUCCCAACUAAUCAGACGAGACCAGAGAACUUUCACUAUAUCACGAGGAUUCACUACGAGGACGUGGGAGACGGCGUGUGGGGAGAGCAUGAGAUUGACUACAUCCUGUUCCUGCAGAAGGACGUGGAUCUGAAGCCAAAUCCGUCGGAAGUAAGCGAAAUUCGCUACAUCCGAAGAGAGAAUCUCGACAGGGAAAUCGAGUCUCUGGACGCCCCCUUGACGCCCUGGUUCAACCUCAUUCUAAAUCAUAGGCUGAGGACUUGGUGGGACAAUCUGAGACAUCUCAAGAAGUUCGAGGAUCUUCAGAAUAUCCAGCGAUUCUAA